UGUGCCUUUAAGAGAAGCUCGUCCAGGAACUCAAGACUGUGUGUACACGACAAGUUGAAUGUGAGCGCUUAUAGCGAUUAACUGUUGAUACAAGCCUCGUUCAAGCGGACCACUGAAAUACUAGCCACUGCAUACACCGUGGCAUGGGAAACGGAAUAAAUAAGGUUCUGUCAGACCUGUACUUGGGUAAUUUCAAAGAUGCCAGAGACAGGGAACAAUUAGCAAGAAACAACAUCACACACAUCCUCUCCAUCCAUGAUACCGCCGCUCCCAUUUUACAGGAGAUGACUUAUCUUUGUAUCCCAGCAGCAGAUGCGCCCACACAAAACCUCAUUCAGCAUUUUAAGCAGAGCAUUAUGUUCAUGCACGAGUCCCGACUGAAAGGGGAGGGCUGUCUAGUUCACUGUCUUGCUGGCGUGUCACGCAGUGUGACACUGGUGGUGGCGUACAUUAUGACUGUGACUACUCUGGGAUGGCAGGAGGCUCUGGCUGCGGUGAAGGUGGCGAGACCUUGUGCUUCACCCAAUGCGGGCUUCCAGACCCAGCUGCAGGUGUUUGAGAGCACUCAACUACAGCAGUUCAGAGAGUGGCUGAAGGAGGAGUACAAGGAAAACCCCUUUAAUGAUGAGGAGGAAAUCCGCAACCUGCUCGCACAGGUGACCGGCACCUUGACACCAGAAGAGAACGAUCUUCAGGACACCUGAGAGAUCGUCACAGGCCAUUCCUCAAAGACUUGCGUUGUCAAUGACUGUUAUCUCUGAUUAGAAACAUGGGUUGACAUCUUAAUGCGUCAUAGUGAUGGUGUUUGUUAUGGCAUAGCACUGUUUAUUAACUUAAGGACUCUUUUUGUACAUAUGCAAGAUUUUAAUGUUUACUACUGAAGUGAUGUUAAUGGCAAAUUUUGUUGUUCAGUAUUUACAGUUAUAUUAUAAAAAUUGAUUUAUACUA
Messenger RNA from Ctenopharyngodon idella (grass carp), 948 nucleotides. RefSeq names its product dual specificity phosphatase 22b (gene dusp22b). Gene Ontology annotation, cellular component: cytosol. Gene Ontology annotation, molecular function: protein tyrosine/serine/threonine phosphatase activity. Gene Ontology annotation, biological process: regulation of cell population proliferation; protein dephosphorylation; transforming growth factor beta receptor signaling pathway. The record is from RefSeq and is a predicted model, not a curated record. NCBI's taxonomy places the organism in Eukaryota, Metazoa, Chordata, Actinopteri, Cypriniformes, Xenocyprididae.